Messenger RNA from Photinus pyralis (common eastern firefly), 1961 nucleotides. Its product is annotated as nucleolar protein 11. Gene Ontology annotation, cellular component: nucleus; nucleolus. Gene Ontology annotation, biological process: maturation of SSU-rRNA. The transcript has 4 exons. Bases 134 to 1939 code for a protein of 601 amino acids. The record is from RefSeq and is a predicted model, not a curated record. Lineage: Eukaryota; Metazoa; Arthropoda; Insecta; Coleoptera; Lampyridae. Gene Ontology annotation, molecular function: RNA binding.
CCUGUAUGAGAACACACGAAACAUAACCUGACAUAACCCACACACAAUUCUCAAAACAACAUAACCUCACUAUUUCAUAUUUUCAUGUGAUUUCCUUAGUGUUUAAAUUGGGAUUAAGGGCCCUGUUAAUACAAUGGCUAAGCUUGGUUCUUACUACGGACUGUGCCCCUUAAUUGAUCAAAAAAACCUGUUAGGUGUCUCGCAGGAUUCAGAGGCAGGGCACGUCAUCGUCACCUUAGGAAAGAAUAUUGCGAUUAAGUACAGAAUUUCAGAUCAGAAACAAAUUCAUAGUUGGCGGACGAAGGACAAAUUUAGUUCACCGGUCGUGUACGAUAAAUGUACAAAUCAGUACGUUGCUGUUUUUAAUCAGGUCUUUAUACGAACCUGGCAAGGUGAAGAAGAGUACGUUGAUAAGUUAAAAAAAUUCAAGUUCAACAAGCCGAUCCACACAUUAAUCAGUUGUAACCAAAAGUGUUUCCUGGUAUUUAAAAACGGUACGGUAACACCUCUAAGUGACGGAUUAGAAAAUCGCAAGGAAAGCGUUAAUGAGGGCACUUCAAGCUUACAUACCCCAAGCCUGGAUGUUCUUACCGCACAUUUCAACGAAAAACAUUAUGUAGCCGUAUUAUCAGGUCCUAGCCAUAAGAUGCACGUGACAGUAAACACGUUUAGUGAAGAUCAAGUUUCUUGUAGCACUUUGGAAGUGAAUCGAAAGAAGGGGUUAACUGUAAAGGGCCAGAUUCUUUGCCAAAUUGAUAACUGCGACAACAUUGUGCUGUUAAUAUUAUGGUCCGAUGGAAGAUUUUACUCUUACUCCCUUGACCAAGACACAAGCAAUGUAAAUGAAACGAAAGUGACAGGAAAUCUGUUUUCACAGUUUGAGUUUUUAUCAUGUAAAGACAACAUAACGAUGGCUUACAUUAACCAACAUCACAUUGGCAUGUAUGGCGCUGACGCAAACGAGGAGGGUGCCGCUUUAAUUUUGUACAACACACAAUUUAAGGUUUCUCAAUCGAAGCAGCUUCUUAAACUAUUUACAUCCGGCGCAAAAUUGUGGAAAAUCGAAAAUAACUUAUUGUUUUGCUCUGGUCAAAGUUUAGGCGUGAUACCCUUUUAUUUGGACAAAGAACAGUUAUCUUCAUUGGUCGGUAGUCACAGAACCGCUACAAUCGACUUGGAUCCUGAUGUCGUGGUCAUGGAAGAAUUGGAGGAAGCUAGUUGGGGGUCCCCGUUGGAGAACAUCGAUAGAUUAAUUCCCAAGGAGAUUGCGAAACUAGUGAUCGAGCUGUCACAGCAGGGAUUCUCAGAGAGCACAAUUUGCGAGAUCGUGAUCCCCCAGUAUAUCGAAAAUAAGAAUGUCAACGCAAUUCUGAGUUGCCUGGAUUACUUUUGCGAUAUACCCGAAUUGUAUUUGGUGGAAUUACUUCGCUUUACCAUCAAGAUUGAUUCAAAAAAUUUUAGUGGGAAGUUGGUUGGGAGUUCUAAUGUGGUACCUGUCGAAUUGCGUCAAGUGGAACGGUGUAAUUUAAUGAACAAGAUUUUAAUGUCUUCGUUCAGCGAUUCGCUGCUACUGCCUCACCUUCAUAGCAAAUUAGAUCUAGGGUGCACGAUACUUCUUUUGCAGUACAUUUUUUAUUUAAUGUCGUCAGACACCAACAGCCGGUGUGGAAAAUCAGUAACCGAAUUUGAAAAUAUCUUAAUCAAUUGGUGUUGUGUACUUCUAGACGCGAAUUAUCAGAAGUUUUUACUUUCCAGGGAUACGCAAAUUAUAGAAAUAUUGACGAACUUUAGUGGCUUAGUCGCACAUUAUACUAGUUCUUUAGAAACGUUACAGCAGACACUUCCCUUACUUAACGAGCUGAAGAAAGGUAAAAAACCAAACAAAAACAAACAUUUAAAUAAUUUGCUAUAUUCUGUAGAAAAAUUAAACUUAUAUUAAAAUAAAACUAUUGUUAAAACUA